Messenger RNA from Octopus sinensis (East Asian common octopus), 927 nucleotides. Its product is annotated as START domain-containing protein 10. The record is from RefSeq and is a predicted model, not a curated record. Bases 29 to 694 code for a protein of 221 amino acids. Gene Ontology annotation, molecular function: lipid binding. NCBI's taxonomy places the organism in Eukaryota, Metazoa, Mollusca, Cephalopoda, Octopoda, Octopodidae. The transcript has 5 exons.
CUCAGCAGUAUUUUAAUCAUGAAUUCUGAUGAUAACUUUUUUUGUUUUCUUCCUUUUCUUGCAGGUGCGAAGUACAUUUGACGUUGCUGGCAGCGUGUUAUAUGAUGUCAUACAUGACCCUCACUACCGAAAAGUCUGGGAUCGUGCAAUGAUCGAUGCUUACGACAUUUGUGCCUUGAACCCCAACAAUGAUAUAGGAUAUUAUGCCAUUCGGUGUCCUUCACCUCUAAAGAAUCGAGAUUUCGUCACACUGAGGUCAUGGCUGGCUACCUCUACGGAAUAUUACAUCAUGAAUCACUCUGUGAACCAUAUACAAUGUCCGCCCUAUAAGGAUUACAUCAGAGCCAUCUCCUUCCUGACAGGAUAUGUAAUUGUUCCGAAAGACAAAUCAUCUUGUGUUUUGACUUAUGUAUCACAGUCGGACCCCAGAGGUCGUCUGCCAAGUUGGGUGGUUAAUAAAGCAACACAGAUCUUGGCACCAAAAGUGGUCAGUAGAAUGAAACAAGCUUGUAAAAACUACGUGGCAUGGAAAGAACAGAACCAGCCAUUAUAUCGACCUUGGAUCUAUCCGGAACAGUGUACCUUAACGCGAUUAAAUCUUCUCCAUAUUAAAAGUUUACAAAUGAAAGAUUCACAAGAAGUUCUCGAUGAAAGCAAUUUAUCAGAGGUCGACUUCCUUGAUGAUGAUCUUUGAAAGAUUUCCUUUUUAAGUUCCAUUAAGUCUUGAAGAGUAUGACUGGUCAGUCCCUUUGACUUCUCUUCCACCUGCUUCAAUGAAAUCACUCAAAACUCCCUCUUAUGUUUAGCUAGCUCAGUCUUUCUUGACCUUUAUUCUCUAUGUCUCUUCUUUAACAUUUCACCAUUUUUAAUUCUCUCACCACAUGUGAUAAAAAAAACUGUUUUAUAUGCAACACAGUAUAUUUUUAA